This is a messenger RNA of Megalopta genalis, 3063 nucleotides long. Its product is annotated as dipeptidase 1. The record is from RefSeq and is a predicted model, not a curated record. NCBI's taxonomy places the organism in Eukaryota, Metazoa, Arthropoda, Insecta, Hymenoptera, Halictidae. Gene Ontology annotation, molecular function: metallodipeptidase activity. Gene Ontology annotation, biological process: proteolysis.
CCGAGUGCGCGACGGCUCCGAUCCUUGUCUCGAACCUCUCGUUACGUUCGCUCGGUGGUGAUAUAUGCCCGUAGUUGUACGUGGCUGAUUAAGUUGGUGAUUAGUCCGGUGAUUAACGGACCGUGGGGGCCAGUGCAACGACGCGCCAGUGAACCGGAUGCCCGGAGUACGAGAGGCGGCCGACGAUCGGCCAGCGGAAUGCCCACGUUAGGUCCCGGCUAGAGGGCAGCUCGCGCAGCCGCACCGUGGUAGACAAGUGACGAUGGACAGGCGCGAAAGGUGUCCCGCGAUAGAGACGAGGAACAUGGCGCCGGUUGUGGAUCGCGUGAAUCGCGGGAGGAUGCAGUGAUCGGUGUGACCUACCGACCAGUGGAUCGACGGGAGGACGAUGCAUCACUCCGGAGGUACCGGGUACGGGACCGGGCCCCAGGAGCGAGUGCACCAAGCGCCGCGAACUACCGGCCAACCUGACAAGUGUCCCUACGAGACCUACCAGGCCCAGAUACCGGAUUGCUGUGCAGCUGCCGCUGCGGUCCAGGAUCCGUAUCCACGACCACCGAGCGGAUAUGACGGCAGGUGCUACGAUGAGUGUCAUCGCAGGACUCCCUAUCAGGAAGACACCUAUCCCCAGGAUGUACCUCCGACUUUUCAUCGGCCCCAGUCCAGGCUGGGAUACGAGGAGCGUCCCCAAUCUCGUGUGGGAUAUACCUCGGAUUCCAGGUGUGCCAGUGGGCUCGGGUACGACGACACUGGCGGAGGCUACCUUGACCAGAGUGAUCCGAGGAUGUAUUGUACCAGCGGUUAUUGCAUGGGGGAUACCAUGAUGGCUACCAGCAGAGGUGUCUGCGGCGAGGAGGUCGAGCUAGACAUGCGGAGGCACAUUCAGGCAUGUGCCUGCACCUGCAACCACAUGGGCUACGGGAAUUACAUGGACUAUCAGACGACGUGCCUAACAGAACUGCCAGACGUGGCACCGUGCAACGGCACAGUGCGACUGCCACCGCCCUGCGAAGACUCCCCUAGCAGCGGAAGCAGCAAAGAUUGCAGGGAAGAAAGUCCUCGUAGAAGAUGCCGUGUCUUAGCGCCAAUCCUGUUGCUAGUUGCGGCUCUGCUUCUCGGAGGACUUUGUCUACCGUUACUUCUACAAUCCGCGCCUGUUACACACCAGCAAAGGCUGGACGUGAUCAGGAGGAUUCUCACUGAAGUGCCUCUGAUCGAUGGGCACAACGAUUUGCCCUGGAACGUCAGAAAGUUCGUACACAAUCAGCUCGGCGAGGUUAAUCUGAGCAGCGACCUCGGCAGGGUUGAUCCUUGGGCCAGAUCAACCUGGAGUCACACAGACAUUCCUAGAUUACGUGCCGGUCUUGUCGGUGCACAGUUUUGGUCCGCCUACGUUCCAUGCGGUGCAGCUCAGCUGAAUGCAGUUCAGCUUUCCUUGGAACAAAUCGACGUGAUCCGCCGACUGGCCGAGAUGAAUGCUCAACAUUUAACUUUGGUUACCUCCGUCAAAGGUCUUAUCGAGGCGCAUCGAGAAGGCAAAAUCGCAAGUCUUAUCGGAGUGGAAGGUGGUCACUCCCUGGGGAAUUCCUUGGGUGUUCUCAGGACAUUUUACGGCCUGGGCGCGAGAUACCUUACCUUGACGCAUGCCUGCGAUACUUCCUGGGCAGUCUGUUCAGUUCGCGAGACGAACAAUACCCAGGACACGACGCCAGGCCUCAGUGAGUUUGGAAAGGCAGUUGUCAGGGAGCUAAACAGACUGGGGAUGCUAGUGGACCUCUCUCAUGUCUCGACAAGGACUAUGAGGGCGGCCUUGCAGACGACGAGGGCACCGGUGAUUUUCUCUCACAGUGCUGCCAGGGCACUCUGCAAUUCCACUAGAAACGUGCCAGACGACGUGCUCAGAAAUCUGGCUAAAAACGGGGGAGUGGCAAUGGUUCCGUUUUAUACAUUCUUCAUAACGUGCAACAGCACCGCCACCAUAAAAGAUGUUAUUGCACACAUCAAUCACAUUCGAAAGGUGGCGGGGAUCGAUCACGUUGGAAUAGGAGCCGGCUUCGACGGGAUAAAUUUUACUCCCACCGGUUUGGAGGACGUAUCGAGGUAUCCUCAAUUGUUGGCAACGCUCCUGGAAGACCCGACAUGGACGGAGGAGGACAUUAAAAAAUUAGCUGGCCUCAAUUUACUGAGGGUAUUUGCUAAAGUCGAGGAGGUACGGGACGAAUGGCACAGGGCAGCAGUUUUGCCAGUGGAGAAGAUCAGUCCGCCUGACAACUCUGCCUGCGUCUACGGAGCAUCUUGAUCUUCUUUGAGGACGUCCGCAGCCGGAUCCCUCGAUUUUGUACGAUCGCCGAAGGUUCGGCACGUAUCACGGAACUAUAGGACCUUGUAAACGUGCGAGCUGGAUCAACUGAAAGAUCACUUUUUCCCUGAUAGAAUCUUUUCGACUUUUCCGGGGAGUUCAAUCGCGCCUUAUGAAACAUGAAAAAUCGUGCGAAGAUGAAAGAUCCAUCUGUGAAACUGAUAAGGGCGAGACUGUGGAAAAAUCAAUCGCUGUCAGGACCUGGUUCCGGUUUUCUCGAGACCGUAUUUUCUUAUUAUACAAAUUUCUCGCGUGCUUAUGCAACAGAAAUCACGAUGAUUCAUUUGUCCUCGUUGAUUUCUGCGGGACACGUGCUGGCCGAGAAAAGAUUUCGUUUCCAGUAGCAAACCGCUGAUUUAGGUUUCGUUCGUUGUAGCAGACGCGAAAGCAGUUAGGAACGAGCGUAAACCGUGAUUAUUUCCGAUGCAUGAGUUGUGAACGAAUUUUGGAGGGGCAUAGUUUCCAGAAUCUGUGCUGUGCUUACGACGAUUUCCGUUGAAAUUCUAUUGUGCGAAUACCGAGCUGGUCCUGAGAACGAGAUGAUAAUGCAUAAUAAUUUUAAACGUAAGAAAAGCGUUCCUAAAUGAAUAACUCGUAUUGACGCGGACAAUCGAGGCGGCCAAAAAUGCUUGCACGAGAAGAAUAUAUUUCGAGCGAGAGCAUUCGUGGAAACGUAUUCUCUCGGUAAUCUCGACCGAAAUCCA